AGAUUUAAUCAUGUAACUUUCAGUGGUCUGUCAAAGGUAAUAAGUAGACAAUACUAAAUUCAAAAACUUUUUAAUAAAAACAAAAAAAAUACAAAAUGUUUCAUUCUUUAUCCGUACUGCUUUUCAAUACUUCCGAAAUCGAGGCGAAUCUCUUCGGCAUGGCCGACGAUGUGUACAAUACGAUUGAGAUCUUCAAGGAGGCAGCCAGAUUCGAGGACCUGAUCGUUAGGCCCUAUAAAAUGAUUUCAAACCUUAUAGACUGUUUGGUUUUCAUGACGGUGGCUCUAAUAGCAGUUGGUUUCAUAAUGUACGAUCGUAUAGUGGUGUUCGCAAUACACGCUGGGAUAUUCAAACUUAGCACCCAAAAGGUUGCGGUGAAUACGAAGAGUAUUCAGUAUCCAAGGAAAGCUACCAAUACUCUCCCUUUGGAAAAUGAUAAUGAAAAUUCCGUUGAACCAGCAGAUGAAGACGACAACAGCGUAGAAGUUCAACCAAAUCAUAGACUCGAAAUGGUCGGAACUCCUAAAUGGGCCUUUUCAUGGCUGUCCGGCAUGAAAAUAAAAGCCAUUGGAUCGGUUUACGAUUACUGGAUCCGGUAGCUUAAAAAACCACGUCGGCCUUGUAUAUAAGUCCGGUAAUUUUCCUGGCCAUAUUGCAUACGGAUCUUCGAGAUUUUGCGGUUAACAAUUUGAAUUGGUUAUUGAGCUGAUUCAAGUACCACAAAUUGCCUCAUUAUAUAAAGCCUAUUUCGAUGUGAACAUAUAUUUAGUACGUGGUCAUGACUCAUAAUAAUGUAAUAAAAAACAAUCCACACAACAUUUCAAAUUUCAACUUUACUAAUAUAAGUCUGUAGUCCAAAACAGAUUUUCAGGCAUAUUAAAAUAUAAACCAGAA
Molecule: messenger RNA, 894 nt
Organism: Drosophila eugracilis
Lineage: Eukaryota; Metazoa; Arthropoda; Insecta; Diptera; Drosophilidae
Exons: 1
Coding region: 96-599 (167 amino acids)
Source: RefSeq, a predicted model, not a curated record